Molecule: messenger RNA, 2185 nt
Organism: Hibiscus syriacus
Lineage: Eukaryota; Viridiplantae; Streptophyta; Magnoliopsida; Malvales; Malvaceae
Product: protein OCTOPUS-like
Exons: 1
Coding region: 124-2070 (648 amino acids)
Cellular component (GO): plasma membrane
Source: RefSeq, a predicted model, not a curated record
UUUCUGAGAGGUCCAAUCGACACUCAUUUUUUUUUCUCUCAUUUUCUUUUUAUUUUAUUCAUUUUUCUCUCACUCAAAGCUUACUAAUAUGAGCAGAUUGCUAUUCUCAUACUACUACCUGUUAUGAAUCUCAACGUGGAGCCACCACAACCGCCUCAGCCCCACCGUCCCUCCACCUCCUGCGACCGCCACCCUCAAGAGCAGUUCACCGGCUUUUGCCCUUCAUGCCUCUGCGAACGCCUCGCUGUUCUCGACCCUUCUUCUUCUGCUUCUGCUGCCGGGCCUUCUUCUCGGAAACCUCCCAUUGCCGCCACUACUUCCACCGCCACCGCUGCACUUAAAGCCAUCUUCAAGCCUUCCGGAGGAAGCGGUACGCGACCCGGGUUUUUCCCCGAGCUCCGACGGACGAAGUCGUUCUCGGCCUCGAAAAACGAGGGGUUCUCCGGCGUUUUUGAGCCUCAGAGGAAAUCUUGCGACGUUAGGGUUCGGAACACGCUUUGGUCACACUUUCAUCAAGAAGCAACUGCGAACGGAAAACUUCCCGGAGAAGCGGAGCCUCGGAAUUCGGCUUCUUCUUCGAGUGUAGUUCAAGGCCCUGUUUUUGAAAGCAAAGAAGAAGAACAGAGUGAGAGUGAAACCGACAUUGAGAUCAUAGAAAUAGAACCACCACCCAAUUUGUCUGCUCCUACGGCGGAUUUAAUAGAAGAGAAAGUUGAAGAAAUUGUGGAAGAAUACGAAGAGGAACCGUGUCAAGAAGAGGAGCUUAAGCCCAUGAAAGACCAUAUAGAUCUUGAUUCGCAAACGAAGAAGGCUUCCGGCCGAGAUUUCAAAGAGAUUGCCGGGAGUUUCUGGUCGGCUGCUUCAGUUUUCAGCAAGAAAUUACAGAAAUGGAGGCAGAAGCAGAAGCUUAAAAAGAGGAGAAAUGGAUGUGGGUCGGCGAGAUUGCCGGUGGAGAAGCCAUUAGGGAGACAAUACAGAGAAACCCAGUCGGAAAUCGCCGAUUACGGGUUCGGGAGACGGUCAUGUGACACGGAUCCAAGGUUUUCCCUUGAUGCAGCCAGGAUGUCCUUUGAUGCAGCAAGGAUGUCAUUUGAUGAUCCGAGGUAUUCCUUCGAUGAACCAAGAGCUUCAUGGGAUGGAUAUAUGAUAGGUAGAAUGUUUCCAAGGAUGCCCACAAUGGUUUCCGUUGUGGAAGAUGCUCCUGUUCGUCAUGUUAUCCGGUCCGAUACUCAGAUCCCCGUGGAGGAUCCGACGGCUAUGAAUUCCAUCAUUGAGGACGAAUCUCUCCCCGGAGGUUCAGCGCAGACGAGGGAUUAUUACUCCGAUUCUCGGAGACGAAAAAGUCUUGAUAGGUCCAGUUCUUGUAGGAGGGCUGCUGCUGCUGUAGUAGCAGAGAUGGAUGAAAUGAAACCAGUUUCAAACACAAAGGUUUCUCCUUCAACUGUUGAUUACUUCCAUGGACCUAAACUUGUCGUGCCGGAUAGGGAUUCAAACUCGAAUUUGUUGAGAGAUGAUUAUUCAGACACUUUCGAGAUCGGUUUAAGAGAUACUGCAUCUGUGAUUGGUAAUGUAGAACAAAAAGAGUCUUCAAAGAAGUCGCGCCGGUGGGGUAAAGCUUGGAACAUUUGGGGUUUAAUUAACCGGAGGAGUGUUAACAAAGAUGAAGAUGAAGAUAGGUAUGGUAGAGGUAAUGGUGUGGAGCGGUCGUAUUCGGAAUCUUGGCCCGAGUUCAGAGGUGAAAGGAAUGGAGAUGUGAGAGGAGGGUUUAAUCCAAAGGUAUUGAGGAGCAAUAGCAGCGUAAGCUGGAGGAGUUCGAACGGUUUCGGCGGAGGAUCCUUCACUGCUGCAAGGAAGAGCUGCGAUGUCGAGUUAAACGGGCAUAGCAAGAAGAAAAAAGAUGAGUUUGUGAUGGAAAGGAACAUGAGUGCAAGAUAUUCAACAAGUAACAUUGAUAAUGGACUGUUAAGGCUCUACAUGGCACCAAACGGCAGCAGCCGGAGAGGCGAGUCGGGCAAAACCAGGGCAAGCCAUGCACAGUCUAUCGCCAGGACCUUACUGAGGUUGUACUAAAUUCAAGAUUCAUAUGUUGUUUUUCCUUUUGGUUUAAGGUUUUGUUGCAUUUUGUUAUGUAACCACACAUGCCUUUGUAUUUUGCUGGUUGGUUAGAUGAAACAAAAGCAUUCUG